AUGAAUCUACUCGACAUGAGCGUCAGGUUUGUGGAGGGGAUCAAUUUACUCUUGCACCACGGGAGGUGCAGCAUGGAUGCCUCAGAGGUGGAGAGGCUGAUGCAAAGAAUCAACGAGGUGCAGCUGCUUGUGAGAGACUCGGAAAGGAACUUUCGGCAGAUUCUCAAGAGUACUGAGGAGGGCAAUGUUAGGCGCAGUAGUGUUGUGAUCAUAACAAGAGAUAAGGUGCCAAUAUGCAUCCUUGGAGAAGAGAUAGCUAAGCCAAGCAUAGAGGACAUCGACAUAGAGAGCGUUGAGUGCAGCCACACACCAUCAUUCCAUGAGUUCAUGCCGUUUUCAAAUACCGUGUUUGUGAACACCAAGGCCCAGUUGCUAGCAAUUGAUAGGACGAUUACACAAGCUGCAAUAGAGGUGUUUGACCACACGUACAGAUCAUACGAGGGAUUUGUGUGCUUUAUCUCAGCAGGGGACACAAGGGGCAAUGUCUACGUAAUAGAUGCAAUCAAGCUUAGAACAGUCAUUCCAAGGCUGCGGCUACUUGGAUGCAAUGUCCCGAAGAUAGUUCACUGUGGAAACUGUGUCCAGAGGCUUCUCAAGGACUUUAAGCAUCUUGGAUGCUACAGAAGCUACGAGAUCCCUUCAGACAUGGUUUUUAUUGAUUGGAGAAUACGUCCUGUUCCGGAGUUUCUCCUCGAGGUCCUAUGUAAAGGAGUCUGCAGAAUAGGAGAGAUGCUCACCAACGGAGUCAAAAUGAAGACCAGCUGCACCAAGGAAGUCGAUGAGGUCGAGGACAUCGCCUCAAGAUACAGCAUCUCGAGCAAUAGGGAUGUCCUCAGAGCCCUCCUGAGGCUGAGAAGGUUUCUUGCAAAAAGCAACGACGAGUCUGUGCACUAUGUCAUGACAGACGACCAGGUAGUCAAGCUAUUGGAGAUCAGGCCAGACACACGGGAUAAGCUGCUUGGAGGGCUUAGGAGGCUCUCGCCGCUGGCAAAACAGCAUGUGAUGGACUUUCUGUAUAUAUUCAGCAGCGGAGGCAGAGGAUUUCUGUUACAGAAUCUCACGAUUUCAGGCAGGGAAUGA
Molecule: messenger RNA, 1080 nt
Organism: Encephalitozoon cuniculi GB-M1
Lineage: Eukaryota; Fungi; Microsporidia; Unikaryonidae
Exons: 1
Coding region: 1-1080 (359 amino acids)
Biological process (GO): poly(A)-dependent snoRNA 3'-end processing; TRAMP-dependent tRNA surveillance pathway; nuclear polyadenylation-dependent antisense transcript catabolic process
Cellular component (GO): nucleolus; nuclear exosome (RNase complex)
Molecular function (GO): nucleotide binding; nucleic acid binding; 3'-5'-RNA exonuclease activity
Source: RefSeq, marked provisional